AUGUGUGGCCUUGAAGUAGAAGAUGCUUCCAACCUCACUACACUGGGUCUACUCGUGGAGUGCAGCUUACCCAAGAGCUUGUUCAACAAUGCUCGGGGGUCGUGCCUCCAGAGCGAGGAGCGCCUCAGCCUGCAGAUUAAUCUGUCUGCGCGUGGUGACCGGCCCACUGACCUGGACAAGCUCAAGCCUUACGUCAUUGAGCACAUUUUGGUGCUGCUGAUGGCCCCCACUGAUGGACAGGCUGCAGUAGAGGAACCAACAAUAGGAGUGUAUAUGUUAAAUUCUGGAAGCAAGAAGCUCUAUGUAAAGGACAUGCAGGUGCUAUCGAAAGUGGAGGCCAGCCUGGAGUGUAAUCAGGUUCUCCUGAGACCAGAGGCAAACAACUUCACAGAAGUGGCUACACUGGCCUGCAAAGAUUCUUUGCCAGACCACGUGGGGAAAUGCAUGAAUCAUAUCAGCUUGAAAACUGUGGGAGACCAGACAACCUACAUAUUCCCAGGACUACAUAACAGAAGGAUCAUGGGGGAUUUGUUCAGCCUGGUCCAGGUGAAACAAAGCCACGCAGACCAGGUGGAUCUGUGGCUGACGAACUCCCUCCUCCUGCCGCUCACUGUGACGAGCGCCAGCCUCUCACAGAAGCUGCAGGGAGUAAUGAAGGUGAUGAACUUCAGCGCUCCACUGACAGUCCCCCAGGGCUCCUGGCACGUCCUGUCCCUCCAGUUGCUCAGCAGGACCCUCCCCAUCAACCAGGUGUUCACCCUGAGUCUGUACACCAGCCUGGGCACAGUCCUGCACUUCCCCCUCUUCUUCCACUCGUCUCCUUCCAAGGGGGAUGUGUUGCUUGAGGCGGACCAAGAGUGUGGACGGCCUUGCCCUCUCAGAAUGUCAGAAUCAGGCCGUUCAGAGUGGCAGCGUUCCCUCCUCCCCGACUUUUUCUCCUCCCCUUGGGCCGUUGACGGCAAACUGGCUGCUGAGCUCUGCUCUCGAUGGCAGAGCGACAAACACAAACUGUCUUGCAGGUGGCCCAGACUCCCCGUAGAGACGUCUCUUCCUCUGGACUUUGGUGCUACACCCGUCAAUGAGAGCAAGGUGAAGACGUUCAUGCUGAAGAAUCCUUCCUCUUCGGUGGUUUCUGUAGAAAUUCGGAUCCUCUCCCUGUACCCGGCCCCACUGGAGGCUCUGGACUUCCUUACCAAAUGGUUUAAUAUCAGCCCUCAAUCUGUCAACAUCAGCUCCACAGAGUUUUCUCUCUUGGCUUCUCCCCCCAAGGCGGGUGAGCACGUGGGAGACAUAUCGGGGGAGGGUGUCCUGCGUCUGCUGCUGCAGCCCUGGGAGGCCAGAGAAGUUGCUGUGGUCUUUACUCCCUCUGAACACAAACCCACCACCACUAUUCUCAUCAUCAGGAACAACCUGACGGUGUUUGACAUGAUGAUGGUGCAGGGCCACGGGGCCAAAGAGCUGCUUAGAGUCGGAGGCAAACUGCCCGGCCCUGGAUCCUCUCUGCGCUUCAAUGUCCCUCAAUCGACUCUCAUGGAGUGUCGUGAUGGCCUGCGCACCAACAAGCCGCUGUUCGCCAUCAGGAAGAGUUUCAAGGUGGAGAAUGCAGGAGAGCUUCCUCUGACUGUCAUGUCCAUGAAUAUUAACGGCUAUAAGUGUCAGGGGUUUGGCUUUGAGGUGUUGCAGUGUCGCCCCUUUAGCCUGGACCACAACACUUCCUCUGAGAUCACCAUCGCCUUCACGCCAGACUUCACUUCCUCCUGGGUGAUCAGGGACCUCACCCUGGUGACAUCACGCGGCACUUCUUUCCCUUUCACCCUGAACGUGACGCUGCCCCACCACAUGUUGCCUCUCUGCGCUCAGGUGGUCCCUGGCCCCAGCUGGGAGGAAACGUUCUGGAUGGCCACCCUCAUCUUCACAUGAUGUCUUCACGGCUGGACUGUUAG
Notothenia coriiceps (black rockcod) is the source of this 1943-nucleotide messenger RNA. RefSeq names its product transmembrane protein 131-like. Gene Ontology annotation, cellular component: membrane. The record is from RefSeq and is a predicted model, not a curated record. The coding region runs from base 1 to 1920 and encodes 639 amino acids. NCBI's taxonomy places the organism in Eukaryota, Metazoa, Chordata, Actinopteri, Perciformes, Nototheniidae. The transcript is spliced from 18 exons.